Meira miltonrushii is the source of this 1106-nucleotide messenger RNA. RefSeq lists its product as uncharacterized. The transcript has a single exon. Gene Ontology annotation, cellular component: cytoplasm. The coding region runs from base 181 to 987 and encodes 268 amino acids. NCBI's taxonomy places the organism in Eukaryota, Fungi, Basidiomycota, Exobasidiomycetes, Exobasidiales, Brachybasidiaceae. Gene Ontology annotation, molecular function: zinc ion binding. The record is from RefSeq and is a predicted model, not a curated record.
GAGUUCAUCAUCAUUCCUUUCGAUUCUACCUUUGUGAAAAAGGUGAGCUUAGAGGAAAAGAAGUAUCGGUGAGUAAGAAUAAAGCAUCUUGGACAGGAAACACCAUCAGACAUAGAUAUACAGAGGUCGCCACCUUUAGAUGCAACUGCAACAUCAGCUUUCGACCUCACAUCAGCAAUCAUGACGACCACAAAUGGAGCUGCUUCAACGUCCAAUACUACCCUGGAUGCAACAUUGCGCAAUGGUACAUCCACUCCAUCGCUUAGGCGUGUUCGGGCAGAAGAACGUCAAUAUCAAAGUGAAAUGAUGUUCAUCGGUCAAAGAUGUCAUUGGGAUGAUUGCCAUCGAGAGGAUUUCCUGCCUUUUCGUUGUGCAGAUUGUCAGAACAAAUUCUGUUCUGAACAUUACAAAUCCGCAAGUCAUAAUUGCCCAAAUCCUACGCCAGACUUUGUCGUUCCACAAUGUCCCCUUUGUCAUGAACCGCCAAAACAAUGGAAGCGUGAUGAAGAUCCAAAUGUGGCAAUGGAUGCUCAUUUGACGCCUAACCCUAAGACGGGUUUAGUGGAAUGUACAGCAUUGGGAAAAGAUGGAAAGUUACAAGCACAAAAGAAGGAGAAACGGGAAAAUGAAUGCAACGAAAAGAGAUGUCAUAAAUUGAUGGUCGUGCCUAUUCAAUGUCCACAAUGUCGUCAGCAAUUUUGCCCUUCUCACAGAGCGCCCGUUCAACAUCAAUGCACCUCAUUAUCAACAGCAAAACAAUCUUCGUCUGCCUCUUCAUCUUCUCCCGGUAGCAAACUGCUCGAUUCACUUGCAGCAAAGCGUGCUAGUUUACAACAAGAACCAACCGAACCACAAGCUCCUAUGGAAAAGCAAAGCAAAUUGAACGGAAAGGCCGAAAGCCUGAAUCCGAUCCGUGCUAUUCAUGCAGCAUCGAAUGAGAGAAAGAUGGACAAGUGGGUUCCCAGACCAAUUUUUGGCAAGGCAUGAUUGUUUAGCUAUGGCUUUAUCAUCAUCUCGAGCCUUUUUUUUCAUUCGCCCAACAAAAUACUCAUUUCCCUUUUACCCCCUUUCUUUUUCCUCCCUUUUUCAGACGAGCAAAAAGCGAA